AUGGCUGAUGUUACAUCCAUACGUCUUUCAGCGGGUGAAGAACCUUACAUGCAACCAGAUCGACUGCAAUUACGCAGUUAUCUUCCGCAUGAAAUCGAUCAAAUCAGUUUAGUUCAGAUCACACAAACACAAACUUUUGAUAACCUGAUGAAGGGAACGUGUGUAAAAUGUCAUCGUUUCACUUGCAAAACAAAUGGAUUAAAUGGUAAAAUACUAAUGGCCCAAUUGAGUGCAAUCGAUAUGGGUAUGUUUGAAGUUGUAGAUGAGCUGGAAAGUUUUGUUGGAGGAAAACUCAAGGAGAAAGGUGACAAUUCCGAUAAAGGAGAUGUCUCAUCACUGUGUGAAAAUGAUGCAGUGUUGAAGUGUAUCGAUUCUGCUCUGAAUCGAAUCACAGAGCGAGCAAAAACAAAUUCUGAUGAGCAUUCAGUGAAACCGGUGAAGAAUGGUGUCGAAUUAAGACAAUCAUUAUUACGUGCCUACUUGAGAAAUCAUCUUUUCAAACAUGUGCGACGUUGCCAGUUAUGUGGACGUAAUAAUGGUACAAUUAAGAACGAUGUUGGUCGAUGUAUAUUAAUUCAUUUUGGUGUUGGGACCAAAUCUGCAAGAUGUAUUCCACUGGUUUUAUCGAAGAGUUAG
Messenger RNA from Anisakis simplex (herring worm), 636 nucleotides. The record is from the annotation of a GenBank genome assembly. Lineage: Eukaryota; Metazoa; Nematoda; Chromadorea; Rhabditida; Anisakidae.